GUCUGCACGAGCAGGCGGCCACCCAGAAUGCAGACUCAUGGAAACAGUUGAAGAAGUUUGUGGCCGAAACGACGCGACGUGCUCUACCACAGGAGGAAAGAUACUCAUUCAAGUCAGCUAUGCCUGCCUUCCUGGAGCUCUUCCGAACAUACGGGUCUUUCCAGAAUCUGGACUGCCAAGACAUGAAAACCGUCCUACGCGGUUUGGACGAAACAGGGCAUGGCAGAGUCUCGCUUGAGGCAUUCUACAGCGUGCCGGAGGUGCCUAACAGCAGGUUCUACUUUCGAGAGUCGUCCCAGAAGUUAGAUGGGCUGGGACUUGUGGAUUGGAGUCUGUGGAUGCCCCGUGUUCUGGCGACGAACUAUGUGGACGGCGCACACAACUGCGUAGCUCCGAACCCACAUUUCUCAAUCUGCUGCAUCGACGAGUGUGGAAGCUUACUGAGGCAAAUGGAGGCUGGUGCGGAGGCACCCACUUCAUCACCGGAAAAGCUUCUGGACAUCGCGAAGCAACUCACGUUAACAGGCAACUUGACGAAGGAACUGGAAGAUCGUCUCUACGGAAUCGCCCAUGCCAAUGGCGGCCAAGUGAGCCUCCACGGCCGGCUCUUCGCGCAGUGGCUACACUUCUGGCAGCCCUACAAAUGUGCCUAUCCGCAAGUUCCCGGCUUUCAAUUUGAUCCGGCCGCGUGGAAGGACAGGAAAUACACAUGGAACGUUCAGGAGAAGGAGUCGUUUGUUUCAUCAUUGAAUACAUUGCCAAAGCAAAGCUUGCACAAGAGCAAUCUCCUUGCGUGGUGGAGUGACGAAGAAUCGUUGCCGCUGUCGGAAACUGCAUCCGACAGCUGGUCUACCACGGAUAGAGCUAUCGCAUACUUCUUCAGCUUUCAGUUUGUGGCCCAGCUGCUUAUUGUGAUCAGUGGCAUGCGGGACUUGAUUCUAGUGGUGCAGGAAUCAGGUGGCCGGCGACGUGCGUCGAAGAAGCUGGCGGAAGCCGACCCGAAGCAAGACCAGCGAGAUGGAGAACGAGACAGAGAGCCGAAGGAAGACAAGACGCCAGCAGAACCUUUGGACAAAGGCAAGCAGGUGCUACGAGCUAAGACGGGCGAAUGCCAUGACAUCAACACAGGGCAAGAGGUCAGCACAAAAAGAUCCAGGCAAAAAGGUGGGGAGGCUUCGAAACAGCCAGCCAGAAAGGAAGGCUACAAGGCAAGCAAAAGAAGCAAAGUCACGCCCAAGGCGAUGCCCAAGGAGCCUGCCAAGCACAAAGGGAUGCGCCCAGCCCUGAAUUUGGUGCCCCCAGCAGCGAUGUCCUCGCCUCGAAAGUUGGGCGAAGUGGAGAACCAGCACUUCGCCAUCGCGAAGAUAUUUGCGGAUGUGGAGGAAACGGACGUGAACCGUCCUGACCAACAGAGAGAGAAAGAAGCAGAGCAAGUGCCCGCUGGCCUAGUGACCCAGCAAGCUGUCUACGAAUGGCUUCACGAUCCGCAAGAACCACAAGCUGAUCCCCACAGCCACACCAGUGCCGACGGCGCCGGAGAUGAAAGUGAGACCCCCGCCAAGGCGAUCAAUGAGACCACGGCCCGGUCGUACCCGUCGCACCCGGAACCAGCCUCGUCACCACGGCACGAGAAGGUUGCCGUGGCUGAAUGGUUAUCACAUCCACUUGAAGAGUUCAAGAAAGCAGAGCCGGACGCAGGAAGGCCAGCCAAGCCGCUUGCAGACGAGGUUCACAGCAGCGCUGCUGAGUGGUUGGCACAGGCAGCAGAGAAGAAGGUUCUCGAGGAUUUGGAUGGACUCGAUGGCACGCCAAAGGUAUCGGAGCCAGAGAGGUGCCGGGAAGACGAGGACCUCGUGCUAGAAGACAUGGGUUUGUGGUACGGAGCCACAGCUGAGCGUUCGCCAGGCUUUCGCCCACCUCCUGGCUUGGAAAUGCUCGGAUCUCUUGGGCCGAAUGUGCCUCUACAAAUGAGUUUAUAG
This is a messenger RNA of Symbiodinium necroappetens, 1979 nucleotides long. The record is from the annotation of a GenBank genome assembly. Lineage: Eukaryota; Dinophyceae; Suessiales; Symbiodiniaceae.